This is a messenger RNA of Symbiodinium sp. CCMP2592, 675 nucleotides long. NCBI's taxonomy places the organism in Eukaryota, Dinophyceae, Suessiales, Symbiodiniaceae. The record is from the annotation of a GenBank genome assembly.
AUGAGCGGAGCGCAACUUGGGUACCGAUUUACUUUCAUUGACGUGACGGAGGAUAGCAAGACGGACGGUGACGAUCACCGUGCACGGGCCCGGAGCCUUCCCCCAAUCCGGGCAUCCGUGGCAAACUCGGAGACUCUGGUCGUAGAUGCAUGGGCGCAUCUUCAUCUUCGCACUCUCCGACAAGGGCGGGAUGCAACAGUCUUCGAGCCGCCCGCGCCAAACCGUGGCAGUGUGGGACACCCAGCACUGUGCAGCCGCCCAUGCAUCUACGUCGCAAAGCAGCGGCAGUGCCAGAAAGGUGUGGCCUGUGGGUUUUGUCAUCAUGAUCACCACAGUGGCCCGAAUGACCCCAAACCCGACAAGCAGCAGCGCCGCUUGAUGAGCACGAUGCCUAGGGCAGAGCUACUGGGCCUUCUCGCAGAGCUACUUCAGGAUCGUGCGGAGCAAGAUGGAUUCCAUGAUGUGGGUUUCGUGGUGGCGGCUGUGGCUGUCCAGGCAGGACUCCGUCCAAGCCGCCCGCAGACGAAGUCUCGAAAGCUUGCCAACUUGCGCCAGGUGAUCGGGCGCAUGAACUUCUCCGCCAUCCUCUCGAUAGCUCUGCGUCACUGUGAGGGCCACAGCAAGGCUUCGAUCCUGCAGGAGCUGAAGGCUCUGCGAGACAAUGUGACUUUUUAA